GUGAAGCCUCGUUUAUUCCGUCAGCUCGUUCAUUUCGCUCAUCAACUCAGUAAGCUAGCUAGCUAGCUAGCUCAAACAGUGCCGUGUUUCCAGCCAUCGCCUCUACCUUAGAAAAUGACUCUGUGCGCAUGCGUAUUCCAGCAGUAAACGCAGAGGUUGUAUUUUACGUCAACAUACAGACAUAAUGUGCUCUGCUCUCAUGACGAUGUCCUGGGAACUGCUGCCUGUGUCACUUGGUCUUUUGUCCUACAGAUGAAGGGCACUUGUUCCACCAACGAGUUAAUAUUAGCUACCCUUUCAACCAUGACUGCUCCAUCACGUCUAUGCCCGAUACCUUGACAGAGGUCAGAGUACCAACACUUUCCAGUGCAACUAGAAGAAUGACGCCAACAAUUCAAGACAAAAUGAGGAGCCCGGAGGAGGCUGCUGGGAGUGAAACCGUCGGAGAGAACGAAGACUGGGAGCAAGGAAAUCAAUCAGACACAUCCUGUAAUAGGAUUGUGCUCCUUGCUGAUCCAUGGAAGCCAUGCCGACGGUCCCGUGCAACUGUCAAAGAGUGGCUGCUGAAGCUGCGGUGCUGUUUGGGAACAGUGUGUGGGAUGGAGUGGUAUGGCUACGCUGCUCUGGGCAUUUCGAUGGCCAUCCUCAGCUUUCUGAUGGACCUCAUUGUGACAAAGCUGCUGCGAGCUCACCAGAGGCUUUAUAUGAAGCUGGAGGGCAACAGUCUGCUGCAGUUCUUCUGUUGGACCCUUUACCCAGCAUGCCUCUGUGCAGUCGCAUCAUCGUUCUCCGACAACAUCUGUCCCUUCUCCACAGGCUCUGGGAUACCAGAGGUGAGAACCAUGCUGGCCGGCAUUGAAAUGCCUCAUUACUUGUCUCUCACUAAUAUGUUUACCAAGUUCCUGGGCCUUAUCUGUACACUGGCAGCCGGCAGCACUGUUUUCCUGGGCAAAGUGGGUCCGUUUGUGCAUCUUUCCACCAUGGUUGGAGCCUACCUGAGCAACCUCUGCACUCUCAUACAACCCAAUAAGAAGGAAAAAGCUGCUGGAGAAAUGCUGGUUGUAGCUGCCGCCGUCGGAGUAGCCAGCUGCUUCGGAGCUCCCAUCAGUGGUGUGUUGUUUAGCGUGGAAGUGAUGUGUUCCCACUUUGCCCUGAGGCAUUACUGCCCAUGUUUCUUCUCAGCCGCAUGUGGGGGGUUGACGUUCCGCCUGUUCUCAGUGUGGAGUGGAGAUGGAGAGACUCCUCAGGCGUUGUUCAAAACUAAUUUCCCCUCUGCUUUACCUUUCUGCCCACUGGAGAUUCUUCUGUUUGCCUUCCUGGGGCUGCUGUGUGGAGCUGUGAGCUGCUGCUACCUCCUCUGCCAUCGGUGGAUCCUGCGAUUCAUCAAAACAAACCCCAUCUUCAUCAGAAUGCUGACGACAGAGAAGGGUCUAUACUCAGGCAUGGUGGCCCUCUUCCUGGCAUCUCUGACAUUUCCUCCCUCUGCUGGUCAAUAUAUGGCUUCUAAGCUCACCAUGAAGCAGCUCCUAACCUCCCUACUGGAUAGCAGGCAGUGGAGCUCUCGAUCCCACAAUGCCUCUGUUCAACUGGGGCCCGAGCCUUUGUUGGAGUGGAGCUCACCAGGGAGCCCAGUCCUUUCUCUGGCUGUCUUUCUGCUCAUGAAGAUGUGGAUGUUGGUCCUCGCCUGCACUCUGCCUCUGCCAGCUGGGUACUUCAUGCCAGUGUUUGUCUAUGGGGCAGCUUUGGGCCGUUUGUUUGGAGAAGGAGUAGCUUAUGUGUCUUCCACUGGAUUGACUUCAGGCCAGCAGUGGGCUUCUGUAAAUCCUGGGGGCUAUGCACUUGCUGGUGCAGCAGCCUUCUCCGGGGCCGUGACACACACCUUGUCCCCAGUGCUGCUGGCUUUAGAGUUAACCGGUCAGUUCAGCCAUGCUGCACCCAUCCUCCUCGCCACUCUGCUGGCCAAUGCCCUUGCUCGCUCUGGGCACCGCCCAUCUUUCUAUGACGCACUGUCAAUCAGCAAGAGGCUCCCACACCUGCCCUCUCUGGUGAAGGCGUGCCCCCGGCUUCCCUCCACACCAGUCGGACAGGUUCUGGGAGGGAAAUCAGUGCAGCUUCAGAAAGCAGCUGGGCGAGUGGAGGUUCAGCAUGCUGUCAACACCAGCACUGACACACAAAUCCCUGUGGUGGACUCACAUGAUUCGCAGGUUAUACUGGGCUUUGUUCUCCGGUCAGAGCUGCUAAUGUUCCUGCGCCGCUGCACGGCUGAGACUCUGGAGAAACAUCUGGAUGAGGUCUGCUGCAUUUACCCGACCUCUGUCCUGUUAUCACCUCACAACACCGUUCAGGAGGCCCACGGUAUCCUGAGUCUGGUUGGAGUUCAGACCUUGUUUGUCGCAGACAAGGGAAGGCUGGUCGGGAUCAUCACAUGGCCAGAGAUGAAGAAAAUAUUAGAAGACUUGGCCAAAGAAAUCUAAGCAGCAACACACAGGAAAUAAGCUCAUCCCUUGGCCUUACUUUUAUUUUAAGCAAACGUGAAUCCAUCUCUUUCUUGAUUAGCAGUGACACAAGCCUGGCUCUGGUAAUAAUAUCACUUCUUCAUUGCCCAAAGGUAACAAUGUUUGCAUACAAACAAAACUAUCAUCCGCUGGAGGCUUCUUAACAUGUAUUAGAGGUUAUUGUCUUGUCUUUUAUUGAAAAUAGCAGGGUCUCGUCCACUGAGGCGAUAGCAGACUAUCUCAUUCCCUGACCCUCAAUUUGUAACAGAGCAAUAUUAAAAGUGUGUCUACCCUGAAUAAUAUGUGGGGAUGAAAACAAAAGCCUAUAAAACUGUUUGUACACCAAAUAACACAAUGUUGAUGCAUUUUUGAGAGUUUGAGAUUGGCUUUUUACCCUCCAUGCAGUCUUUGGUUUCUAUUUAUUUCACUACACUAUGAAAAUCACCUUGCAGACCAUUAAAACGUCAUUGGAACUGUCACAUAUCCACCAAACACAUAUUACCUAAUUAGACAAAGUUGUAUCAACAUCUUGUUGUGAUGGAGUUGGCUAGUGGCUCACUUAAACUCACAGUCAGUCUACCUUGUCUUUAAAGGUCUAAAUGUCUAGAAUUGGCACCCCCAAGUAAUACCAUCAAAAACGUUUAUUGGCCAGCUGAUAGCAACACCAAUAUUCACCUGAAUGAAAAAGUGUGAAUAUUAGCUAAUCAUAGUCGAGACCCAGACAGAUAAUUGGGUUUACGCUUCCUUUACAACAGACUUCUUCUUCUCUCUAGAGUCAGCUGACAAACCUCAAAGAAGACAUAUUUUCAAUUUAUUUCAUGUUAUUUUCUAUACUCUAUGCUGCUUUAGUGUUUUGUUGUAUGCUGAAUAAAAAUAAAAAUGAACAAUGGAACUAUGUACAUUCACAAAAGUACACGCCUCAACAUGGGAGAAAAUACAAUUUGGAGUCUUUGUAUCUGAGGACCAGGCGCUGAAACCUCCCCAUGCCAGCCAUUUGCCUUUAUGUUUUGGGUCAGCCAUUGCUGGUGGAUGGGACUCAAGUCCUCUCAGUAGGGCUCAUUUUAGAGAUUGCCAUCAAGAUUGCUGGCUCGCU
Molecule: messenger RNA, 3588 nt
Organism: Anarrhichthys ocellatus (wolf-eel)
Lineage: Eukaryota; Metazoa; Chordata; Actinopteri; Perciformes; Anarhichadidae
Gene: clcnk
Product: chloride channel K
Exons: 21
Coding region: 324-2474 (716 amino acids)
Biological process (GO): chloride transport; transmembrane transport
Cellular component (GO): plasma membrane
Molecular function (GO): voltage-gated chloride channel activity
Source: RefSeq, a predicted model, not a curated record